This is a messenger RNA of Odobenus rosmarus divergens (Pacific walrus), 2035 nucleotides long. It is a transcript of the gene SCNN1B, whose product is annotated as sodium channel, non-voltage-gated 1, beta subunit. Gene Ontology annotation, biological process: sodium ion transmembrane transport. Bases 64 to 1989 code for a protein of 641 amino acids. Lineage: Eukaryota; Metazoa; Chordata; Mammalia; Carnivora; Odobenidae. The transcript is spliced from 12 exons. The record is from RefSeq and is a predicted model, not a curated record. Gene Ontology annotation, molecular function: ligand-gated sodium channel activity. Gene Ontology annotation, cellular component: membrane.
UGGGCCGCGGGCCGCGAGCUGGAUCUGGUUGCUGGGUGUCGGGGUGUCCGCGCAGGCGCCGCGAUGCACCUGAAGAAGUACCUGCGGAAGUGCCUGCACCGGCUGCAGAAGGGCCCGGGCUACACAUACAAGGAGCUGCUGGUGUGGUACUGCAACAACACCAACACCCACGGCCCCAAGCGCAUCAUCUGCGAGGGGCCCAAGAAGAAGGCCAUGUGGUUCCUGAUCACGCUGCUCUUCACCUCCCUGGUCUGCUGGCAGUGGGGCGUCUUCAUCAGGACCUACCUGAGCUGGGAGGUCAGCGUGUCCCUCUCCAUCGGCUUCAAGACCAUGGACUUCCCCGCCGUCACCAUCUGCAAUGCCAGCCCCUUCCAGUAUUCCAAAGUCAAGCAUUUGCUGAAGGAUCUGGAUGAGCUCAUGGAAGCGGUCCUGGAGAGGAUCCUGGCUCCCGAGCAGAGCUACACCAACGCCACUAGGACUCUGAACGUCACCAUCUGGAACGACACGCCGCUGGUUCUGAUCGACGAGCGGGACCCCCACCGCCCGGUGGUCCUUGACCUCUUUGGGGAUGUCCACCAUGGCUCAGCAAGCAGCAGCCCAGCACCAGAAAGGACCUGCACUGCCCAGGGGUGCAAAGUGGCCAUGAGACUAUGCAGCCUCAACGGGACCGUGUGCACUUUCCGGAACUUCACCAGCGCCACCCAGGCCGUGACGGAGUGGUACCUCCUGCAGGCCACCAACAUCUUCUCGCACGUGCCCAGGCACGAGCUGGUGGAGAUGGGCUACCCCGCCGAGCGGCUGAUCCUGGCCUGCCUGUUCGGGCCCGAGCCCUGCAACUACAGGAACUUUACAUCCAUCUUCCACCCGGAUUAUGGCAACUGCUACAUCUUCAACUGGGGCAUGACAGAGAAGGCGCUCCCUUCGGCCAACCCCGGAGCUGAGUUUGGCCUGAAGCUGAUCCUGGACAUAGGCCAGGAGGACUACGUGCCCUUCCUCACGUCCACGGCCGGUGCCCGCCUGCUGCUUCAUGGGCAGAGGUCCUACCCCUUCAUCAAAGACGAGGGCAUCUACGCCAUGUCAGGGACAGAGACAUCCAUCGGGGUGCUGGUGGACAAGCUGGAGCGCAAGGGGGAGCCCUACAGCCAGUGCACCAUGAACGGCUCCGACGUCCCUGUACGGAACCUCUACAGCGACUACAACACCACCUACUCUAUCCAGGCCUGUAUUCGCUCCUGCUUCCAAGAGCACAUGAUCCAGAACUGCAGCUGUGCCCACUUCCUGUACCCACUGCCCCAUGGGGAGAGAUACUGCAACAACCGCGAGUUCCCAGACUGGGCCUAUUGUUACUCACACCUGCGCAUGAAUGUGGCCCAGAGGGAAACCUGCAUCAACAUGUGCAAGGAGUCCUGCAAUGACACCCAGUACAAGAUGACCAUCUCCAUGGCCGACUGGCCCUCUGAGGCAUCUGAGGAUUGGAUUUUCCACGUCCUGUCUCAGGAGCGGGACCAAAGCACCAAUAUCACUUUGAGCAGGAAGGGAGCUGUCAAGCUCAACAUCUACUUCCAAGAAUUCAACUAUCGUACCAUUGAGGAGUCAGCAGCCAAUAACAUUGUUUGGCUGCUCUCAAACCUGGGCGGCCAGUUUGGCUUCUGGAUGGGGGGCUCGGUGCUGUGCCUCAUCGAAUUUGGAGAGAUCCUCAUCGACUUUGUGUGGAUCACCAUCAUCAAGCUGGUGGCCUUCGCCAAGAGUCUGCGGCAGAGGCGGGCCCAGGCUCGCUAUGCGGGCCCGCCGCCCACUGUGGCUGAGCUGGUGGAGGCUCACACCAACUUUGGCUUCCAGCCUGAUGUGGCCAGGCCUGGCCCCGACCCCGGGACCUACCCUGAUGAGCAGACCCUGCCCAUCCCGGGCACCCCACCUCCCAACUAUGACUCCCUCCGUCUGCAGCCGCUGGACGUCAUCGAGUCUGACAGUGAGGGCGAUGCCAUCUAGACCUGGGGAGCCCAGAACUCAGACCCAAGAAGCCGAGAUCAUGGCC